CAGAAAACAAAUGAUUUGCUACGCUGUAUUUCUAAUUUUCCUUGCACAAUUUGCAAAUGCCCAGGACAAGCCUUGUAUCGAUGAUCCGAAUGUAAAGUGCGAAGAUUUCAAGGAUGAUUGUGCUACAGAAAAAAUGAUCCCACUGCUGAAAGAGUCCUGUCCUGUGACCUGCAAGUUGUGCCCUCCGACAGAAGCCCCAACGACUCUUGCACCAUGUUUUGACGACAAAGACACCGACUGCGCUUCAUUCAAACAGUUCUGCAGUAACAGUAAGUACAUCCCAAUGCUGAAGUCAUUCUGCCCGGUGACGUGCAACAUGUGCCCGGGAGCAACUACUGUCAUGCCAACCCCAAACCCUAAUUGUCAGGACAAUGGACCAAACUGUGCCGGUUGGGUGAAAAACGGAUACUGCAACAAAUGCUUCUACAAAUGCUCCGAACGUGAGAAGUACUGUGCAAAGUCGUGCGGGUUCUGCACGCCGGGAACAUGCAAGGAUUGUAAUAGUCUUGAAACGUUGUUCAGUUUUGGAGCCAACAAGCUUCUUUGAAUAAAUCUUUUUAUUUU
Messenger RNA from Caenorhabditis elegans, 564 nucleotides. RefSeq names its product ShKT domain-containing protein (gene F01D5.1). The coding region runs from base 11 to 547 and encodes 178 amino acids. The record is from RefSeq and is marked reviewed. Lineage: Eukaryota; Metazoa; Nematoda; Chromadorea; Rhabditida; Rhabditidae. The transcript is spliced from 2 exons.